Messenger RNA from Terrapene triunguis (Three-toed box turtle), 399 nucleotides. RefSeq names its product RAP2C, member of RAS oncogene family (gene RAP2C). Lineage: Eukaryota; Metazoa; Chordata; Testudines; Emydidae. Gene Ontology annotation, cellular component: plasma membrane. Bases 1 to 357 code for a protein of 118 amino acids. Gene Ontology annotation, biological process: negative regulation of cell migration; Rap protein signal transduction. The record is from RefSeq and is a predicted model, not a curated record. Gene Ontology annotation, molecular function: GDP binding; GTP binding; GTPase activity. The transcript has 2 exons.
AUGUUGCAGAAAGGGAAGAACGCAGGAGAGGAGAACGAGGCCUUGAGGAAAAGGCAGAUGGUUGGAUUGUUUAAUCAGGACAUCAAGCCAAUGAGAGACCAGAUUGUCCGAGUGAAGAGAUAUGAAAAAGUUCCUCUAAUCCUAGUGGGGAAUAAAGUGGAUCUGGAAUCUGAGAGGGAGGUCUUAUCUGCAGAAGGCAGAGCUUUGGCUCAGGAGUGGGGCUGUCCAUUCAUGGAAACAUCGGCCAAGAGUAAAACCAUGGUGGAUGAACUGUUUGCUGAGAUCGUCAGGCAAAUGAACUAUGCGUCCCUGCCUGAAAAACAAGAUCAGUGUUGUACAACUUGCAUCGUCCAGUGAGAAAAAAUAAAGAAAAACCUCAAUCAUGGCCAUACAGAGCAG